Molecule: messenger RNA, 2697 nt
Organism: Microdochium trichocladiopsis
Lineage: Eukaryota; Fungi; Ascomycota; Sordariomycetes; Xylariales; Microdochiaceae
Exons: 1
Coding region: 96-2495 (799 amino acids)
Molecular function (GO): protein binding; ADP binding
Source: RefSeq, a predicted model, not a curated record
CCGCGCGCGCGACAGACGCAAGUUGGGUCGAAAGCUGACGGUAUUCAUUCAGACCUGAUGAUAAACCAAGGCCAAAAGUCACAACCCUCAUCCCGAUGCGACGAAACAAGAACUUCACAGGCCGCACCUCGAUCUUGACACAGCUGUGUGAGACCUGUUUCCCCGGAGGUGCUAGUGGCGAAAACCAGGACACGGUGGCGCUGUUCAGUAUUGGGGGCCUGGGGGGCAUCGGCAAGACGCAGGUUGCGCUCGAGUUCUCGUACUGGGUGCGGGACAACAUGCCUGAGUACUCGAUUUACUGGAUCUCUGCACUCAGCAUGGACACAUUCAACCAGUCGUGCUGGGAAAUCCUCGACCAGCUUGGGAUGAUCUCGGGAGAAGAACGCAAGGACCUCGACGCCAAGAAGCGACUGAAAGACUAUUUGUCGAGAAGCCCUGAAGCUGGCAAGUGGCUGCUCGUGGUGGACAAUGCCGACGACGUGAGUCUCGUAAAGGAGAUGCGGCCUUAUAUACCGCACAGUGAGAGUGGCAUCACACUAGUGACGACGCGCACUGAGGACGUGGCGUGGGAGAUCUCGACGAGCCCAGCCCUUGUCAACCUCGACGUCAUGUCAACCGAUGAAGCUCAGGAGCUCCUGAAGAGGUCACUCCUUGCGGGCCGAGUGCCCAACUACAGCGAGGAGUCGGGCAAGCGACUGGUGGUAGCACUGGACAUGCUGCCGCUGGCGAUCACGCAGGCUGCGGCGUAUCUGAACCGGAACCGACUGUCGAUCCAAGAGUAUCUGAACCUGCUACAAGGCCGAGAAGAGGAAGCGAGACGGCUGCUGAGCUUUGCGGGGAGCUCUGCGGAGCAAUGGCCAGCAGAGAAGCAGCAGCGGCCGCAGUACAAUGCCGUCAUGACGACGUGGCUGGUCUCGCUGGACCAGAUGAAGAUGAGCGAAAGCGGCACAGGCACGACCCGGGGACCCAUGGUGAAGCUGUUGAUGUUUCUGUCGCGAGUUGAGCCCAAGGCGAUCCCCAAGCGGAUGCUGCCUGAAGUUGGGGGCUCUGCCGCGGUGCUGGCCAACACGAUCGGGACACUGCUGGGGUAUGCGAUGCUGACGAAGCGGGAUGGCCAAGUGUACGACAUGCACAGCCUGGUGCAGCUGGCGAUCCGCAGCUGGGUGGCGCGUGAGGGGCUGACGGACGAGGCGAGGACAUGGGCGCUGGAAUGUCUCGAGGACAAGAUGUACCUUGAAGAGUAUUACAGCAAGGCAUCGCGUGUUGUGUGGAGCGAGUGCCUGCCGCAUGCGCUGCGGGUGCUGACAGAGAGCACCCACAAAGCGCAGUCGUACAACCGCGCCUGGCUGGCACACUGGGUUGGAUAUUGCCUGGCCGCCGAUGGGCGAUGGGACGAAGCACUCGAGUGGACAGUGGUCUAUGCCGAGGCCAUUGCUGCCAUCUAUGGCUGCGACAGCGACGAGUAUGUGAAGGCACAGUGCCGCCUGGCAGAUGCCUAUCUCGACGCGGACCGGCCCACGACGGCGCUGUCCCUCCUCGAGUAUUGCAUCGCCAGGUGGCACGAGACGCGCCCCGCUGAUGACAAGUGGCUCGUCCAUGCACAGAUGCUGCAUGGGCGCACACUGCGCAAGCUCGGGCACGCUCGCCAGGCCGUCAAGGUGCUCGAGAAGCUCGUCUCGCCUCUGCCCACGGACCACCCCGAGUGGGGACAUGCUCACAACGACCUCGCAUUGGCUUGUAACCACACCGGACAACACGACAGAGCAGUGCGCAUCUUCGAGCAGGUCCUCGCGGCUACGCAGCACACCCUGCCUGCGGACGAUGCGCUCCGAAUAGACUCAAAGUACGGCCUCGCGCUCGCCUGCCUCAGCACCGGCAAGGCACCUACAGCAGUCAUGUUGCUCAAAAAUGUGCUUGCUGCCGAGGAGGCGCAGUACCCACCUCACCACCAGGCCUUGCUAUUCACACAGCAGGCACUCGCUCAGGCAUAUCUUGGUGUUGGUGAUCCCACACAAGCCCUCGACAUUAUCCACCACGUUGCAGAGAUGAAUACCAAGACGCUACCUCCACAGCAUGCCGAUUCUCUGACAACACAGCACUGGCUCGCCGAGGCCUUGCUGGCCAUGGCAAAGGUCCAUCAGGCUGUCAGCGCCCUCGAAAGAAUUAUCCAGUAUUACCCAAGAACAACACUCUCCGAUCUAGAAGGCAGCUCUUUUGAAAUGCGCCUGUUACGCGAUGUCUACGAAGCACUCGGUGACCUGGACAACGUCGAACGCCUUGGGGAAAUGCUUGCAGAGAUCGAUUCCAUGAUUGAAGAAGCUGAGCGGCCACACGGCGAGCAGUCUGAAGGAGAACCGUCUUCACACGCACUGUUCCGCGGCGACCAGUCUGCUGAUGAACAAUAUAACCAUGAACUGCCACACACGGCACCAUCAGCCGAAACUGACGAUGAAGACCAGUCAGACGGGGGUGUCGAACUAACUAGUGGUGUCUGAGAAUCUCAGACGUGGCACCAAUACGCGCAGCCUUGGUCCAUUUGCUCGACCCUGUUGAUCUCAACUUGGCGGCCAGGGUGCUGUGCUUAUUGUGAGUACUCAUCGACGCUAACCUCCAUCUGGCUGGUUCAUCGGAACUCGUAGGCUCGAUAAGUAUACUCGAGGGAGUAUAGUCCCAUGUAAAUAAAAACUUCCAUGCUUG